Molecule: messenger RNA, 1746 nt
Organism: Erigeron canadensis
Lineage: Eukaryota; Viridiplantae; Streptophyta; Magnoliopsida; Asterales; Asteraceae
Product: zinc finger CCCH domain-containing protein 49-like
Exons: 5
Coding region: 113-1573 (486 amino acids)
Cellular component (GO): Prp19 complex; U2-type catalytic step 2 spliceosome; U2-type catalytic step 1 spliceosome
Molecular function (GO): pre-mRNA binding; metal ion binding; U6 snRNA binding
Source: RefSeq, a predicted model, not a curated record
CAUUAUCAUUAAUUUAAAAAAAAAAAACAAAAAAGAAAAAACGUUCAACACCCGUUGCGUCUUUUCUCCCAAACAAGGGCUGAGGCUUCUUCUAUUUACAUCAUCAGAAAUCAUGGCACAUAGGAUAUUAAGAGAUGUUGAAGCUGAUGGUUGGGAACGAUCUGACUUUCCAAUCAUAUGCGAGUCGUGCCUCGGUGACAAUCCUUAUAUUCGAAUGACAAAAGCAAACUACGAUAAAGAGUGCAAGAUCUGCACGAGGCCCUUCACAGUCUUUAGGUGGAGACCUGGCCGGGAUGCGAGAUACAAGAAAAGUGAGAUUUGCCAAACUUGCAGCAAGCUGAAAAAUGUUUGCCAAGUGUGCCUUUUAGAUCUCGAAUAUGGUUUGCCAGUCCAGGUUCGUGAUACUGCGCUCAGUAUCAACUCAAAUGAUUCCAUCCCCAAGAGUGAUGUGAACAGGGAGUACUUCGCGGAGGAACAUGAUCGUAGGGCAAGAGCAGGUCUAGAUUACGAGUCCUCAUAUGGAAAGGAACGACCGAAUGAUACUAUUUUGAAACUGCAAAGAACAACACCAUAUUAUAAGAGAAAUCGAGCACAUAUUUGCAGCUUUUUCAUCAGAGGUGAAUGUACAAGAGGCGCUGAAUGCCCUUACCGGCACGAGAUGCCUGUCACUGGCGAGUUAUCCCAACAGAAUAUCAAAGACCGUUACUACGGGGUUAAUGAUCCAGUUGCCUUGAAACUACUGAACAAGGCAGGUGAAAUGCCUUCUCUGGAACCCCCAGAGGAUGAGAGCAUUAGAACCCUCUAUGUGGGUGGGCUUGAUGCAAGAGUAUCAGAGCAAGACCUUACAGACAACUUCUACUCUCAUGGUGAAAUCGAGUCUGUCAAAAUGGUUCUCCAACGUGCUUGUGCCUUUGUUACGUACACUACUCGAGAAGGUGCCGAAAAAGCAGCGGGUGAGCUCUCAAACAAACUUGUCAUCAAGGGUCUUCGGCUAAAACUAAUGUGGGGUCGACCACAAGUACCAAAAGCUGAAGGUGAAGCAGGUUUGGAUGAUGCUAGACAGCAAGCAGUUGCACACAGUGGAUUAUUACCCCGUGCUGUCAUAUCACAGCAGCAAAACCAGUUUCAGCCACCAGGAGCUGCAGGUAGUCAGGACCAACAACAUCCACCACAGAUGCAUUAUUUUAAUAUCCCACCACCUCCGGCUCAGCAUGGCAGAGCGUUCUAUCCUUCUAUGGAUCCUCAGAGAAUGGGAGCAGUGAUCCAUGCCCAAGAAGGAAGCGGGGCUAGUGGGUCAGGUAGCGGUCAAGAUCAGAGGCAUCAAGGUGGUCCGCAGUUUGCUGCAUAUCCACCACCACCACUCCCACCUCAAGGUGGUGGGCAAUACUAUCCACAGUAUUUUCAACAAGGACCACCACCGUCAUAUGGGUAUGGUCCACCCCCACCAUAUCAACAAUAUCCUCCACUGUCUCAUCCUUCCACAAUGCCACCACCAGGAGCAAGCAGUGAACAACCUUAUCAACAGAAAGCACCAGAGGCAGCUGCAACAGGGCCUCCACCACAACAGCAAUGAAGGUUAAUUUUUGAUAUAGGUGGAUGGUUAAACUGCAACUUUUGCUCACAACAGUCCCUUGGAUGAGUUAUUUUUUCUUCUCCGUGCUACAAUUGGUUUUGUAAUGCACUUUGUACGGUUGGAUUCUAAAUUACUGAUUUUAUUUAGUAAGAAUAUUUCUGCAUUUGAUAAAA